Molecule: messenger RNA, 2639 nt
Organism: Coccinella septempunctata (seven-spotted ladybird)
Lineage: Eukaryota; Metazoa; Arthropoda; Insecta; Coleoptera; Coccinellidae
Product: F-box only protein 21-like
Exons: 5
Coding region: 118-1926 (602 amino acids)
Molecular function (GO): protein binding; DNA binding
Source: RefSeq, a predicted model, not a curated record
CUUGUCAAAUGGCAAAGUUUUGAAAUCAAAAGAAAUUCCGCUCCCAAUGGUUGUGUAAAAUGUUUAUGUAAUUAUAAUUGUAGUUCAAGAAAGUAGUUUACGAAAAUCGUGCUGAAAAUGGAGCUGGUGCCCAUGGAAAUAUUAGAAUUAAUUUUAUCGAAUCCAGUUUUGAGCAUAAGGGAUGUUAUUAAUUUUUCCACAACUUGUCAUUAUUACAGAGAAUUGGUAGUAUUUAACAACAGCCUGUGGAAACAGAAAUUUAAGAGCGAGUGGCCCGAAAUUUUGGGUAUGCUGGAUAAUGAUUCACCGGACUACUACAAGGAAAUAAUUUAUAUUCAUCAGUUGUACAAAUACAUUGAACAAAAAUUAGAGUUGAUGCCUAGUAAAUUUUGUAAAAAAUAUGAAAUAUCUGAGUGUGAGUUGGAGGAAUGGACACUUCUUUUGAGUGAAAAACGGGAGAACUAUUAUUAUCUUGUUGACUACUUGAUGAAGAUUGUGAAUAGUACCGAAGAAAUCAAUAGUGUUGAUGUGGUACCCCUAAAUUUUAGUACACCCGGUAAUAAGACCCAACAAUAUUAUGCAGGAAAAGUUUUGAGGCACAUAAGGCAGGUAUAUUUAUCCAAAGAAUGGACAGUAUUCAAAUCUCUGAAUCGAAGAGAGCAACUCUUAGAGGAUGGUGCUAUAUUUGUUGCUCAGUGGUGUCAACCUCAUCUUGAGAUAUCUCGUAAGACCAUCUGUCCUAAACUUGAUAAAAUAGCAAAUGCAGUUAAAAGAAAGUUGAAAAUUGUCUAUCCAAACCACAGAAUUUUUAACGUAACUCAAGAAGUGUUGGAGAAGUGGAGAAAAUAUAAUUUGGAAUCGCAUCAAUGGACAACUCCUGAAUGUCAACAGAUUAUGCAAGUUCUGAAGGAGGUGCUAUUCGAGGAUAUGAGAUUCAAGGGAAAUAAUAUUGCCUAUUAUAUGCCCCAGAAUUCCUACAUAAAUGAGGUUCUGGACUUCAAACAAGGUUUGCCUAUCACUCUAUCCAUAAUAUAUGAAGCAGUAGCAAGAAGACUUGGAAUAUUCUGCCAACCUAUAAAUUUUCCAUCGCAUUUUUUACUGCGAUAUUCAGAGAACGGCCAAGAUUGGUACCUAUUAGAUGUUUACAAUGGUGGAAAAAUUAUCAAAAGGCCAACAGGAAAUCAUGAUUUGAAUAAUUUGAUGACCAGUCCUGUGGAAGUUGUAGAAAGGAUGGCGAAUAACUUAGAAGUGUCCGCAAGACAGCAUACUCAGGUUAAUGGGAGAGUGACUAGACUGAGAUCAAGUUUGGAACUUCUGAAAUUAGUUAAUCCUCGAGAUAUUUCAUCUUUAGUCAGCUUAUCUAGACUGUACAUGCUUCACAGUAUGGAUACUCGUUCUCUAGAGACGUUUCUUCUUGGUGAAGGGUUUCAGGGAUCGCAACAAGCUCAGAGACUUGUGCACAUGCUCAGAAAUCACGAAUCCCACCCGUCCCGUUCGAGGAACGAGCAAACUGGUCCCGUGGUACCAGAAGAAAGGACGCCAGAGUUGAAAUUCGCCGUGGGCAUGAUCAUGACUCAUCUGGCGUUGGAUUACAAAUGCGUCAUUUACGAUUGGGACAAGGAGUGUAAAGCUUCCGUGGAUUGGCAGGAGCAGAUGCACGUCGAUCUCCUGCGUUACGGCAACAAACAGCCUUUCUACAACGUUCUAGUUGAAGAUGGAUCUCAUAGAUAUGUAGCUCAGGAAAACCUCCAACCGACUUGUGAAACUGGAUUCCUAUACCUGAAUGAGGACAUCGGACGAUAUUUUUCGCAUCAUUAUAAAACACACUAUGUGCCAAACGCUAAUAAAGAAAGUGAAUAUCCCUACGAUAAAGAACUAAGGUUGAGAUAUCAUGAUGGAUUCAUGAAUAUGCAAAUGGAGACGUGACUCUUGUGGAACCUGAAAUCAUUUGUGAGUUCGACUUUUGAUGAAUUCUCUUUGUUUUCUCCCUCUCGAGGAUGUUUCAUAUAUCCAUAUGUUUCCUAAUCAUUCACAGGAAGUGUACAUUUUUUCUGCUGAAAGCAAAUAGAUUCUGAUGAGUAUGGGGCCAUUUUAGGUUCUGUGGAGGCUUUUGUUUUGAUGCACUUCAAUACUCAAGAAAACAUGAAAUUUUUAGGAGGCAUGUGGUAUCCAUGUAAACUAAUGGCAUAAACUUCAUAUAUAAAGUCAAAGAUUCACAUUGAGUUUCACAAACUGCAUUAAAAACCGAGUGAUAAUGAAAAUUGCACAAUGGUGCCGUGAUAGUCAACAUAACUAUAUUUAUACAUUUCCCUUAGAGUUCAGUUCAUACAUGCAUUUUGAUUUUGAAAAUAUAAAUCGUGAUAAAAAAAUUCGGAUUAACACUUUUGAAAUGGUGGUAAUCCUUUAGGUUAACCCUAGGGCUUUGAGAAAUUUUUAUGAAUUAGUGGUUUUGGAAUCAGCUGGAAUUUUACUUUCCAGCUCAAGUAAAUUUAAAUUCAACAAAUGUUGUAUCGGUUUAUAUAUUUUUAUUACUAUUUGUUCGUUUUGAAAUGUUUUAUAAACGUUGAAAGAAACAAUUGCAAAUUUUACAUGUGUGAGCAUUUUAAUUGGUGAUAAUUCAAUAAAAACUUUUUAUUGUG